AUGGGCGUACCGCGAGUCAGUAGCACCGUGCCAGCCGAGCUCGAGCUCGAGCGAGCGGCGAGACCCCACCUGUUGAUUGUCGACGAUUCGAGAGAGUCGCGCGCUAGCGAAGCAGUGUGGCCUCCAGAAGGGCUAGAAGCAGUGACAAGUGUUCGAGGAAGCUCGGUGGACUACGCAGCAGCGUUGAUGCUGGCAGCGAUGGCCGCCGUGCUUCUCGCUGCCGUUGGCUACCAAUGUGCUGCUACGUGGCGUUGGAUAAUGGGCAGGACACGUCGUGACUCAGAAGACAGCAACUGCGACUCACUGUCCCGCCAAGCAGCGAUCCGCAUCAGCCACUCCCUACCUGAUCUGCAAACUGAACCUCUGAAGCAGGAGUAUGUUCAGGAACAUAAGGACGCUGGGAAAAAGGUUCUCCGACAAACGACUUUACCGAUAGUUCCCGACCGUCACCAGACCUUCCAGCGGCAACUGUCCCACCGCCUGGACUUGCCCUCAAUUCAGUUCAGCAUUUGCAGCCUGGAGCGCGCUGACUCUUCGAUUGGACUCAUCAAGCCUGAACUCUACAAGAGCGAACUGGUGCGUCAGUCAUCAACUGACAGCGGCGAUUUGGAAUUCUGCGGAAAACUGCACUUUGCCUUGAAGUACGAUCAAGAAGUCGAGGCGCUUGUUGUAAAGAUAUUCGAAGCCCGUGAUUUGCCUAUUAAAGACGUAUCCGGCAGCAGCGAUCCUUACAUCAAGGUGUUCCUUCUACCGGAUCGCAAGAAGAAGUUUCAGACAAAGGUGCAUCGCAAGAAUCUCAACCCAGUGUUCAAUGAGACUUUCCUGUUUAGCGUCCCUUACGAAGAGCUUCGCCAACGAUACCUGCAGUUCUCGGUAUACGACUUCGACCGCUUCAGCCGACACGACCUGAUAGGCCACGUGGUGUUAAAGGGCCUCCUGGAAUCCGCUGAUCUUCACCAGGAAAUCGAGUACACUAUGAACAUACUUGCUCCACCACAGGAGAAGAAAGAUCUUGGAGAGUUGAUGCUGUCGCUCUGUUACCUGCCCACUGCUGGGCGACUUACUGUGACGGUUAUAAAGGGAAGGAAUCUCAAAGCAAUGGAUAUUAAUGGAUCUUCAGACCCCUACGUGAAAAUCUGCCUUAUCUGCCAAGGCAAACGAAUAAAGAAGAAGAAGACGACGGUCAAGAAGAAUACGCUAAGCCCGGUCUAUAACGAAGCACUGGUCUUCGAUUUGCCAGCAGAAAACGUCUAUGACGUCACGCUUCUAGUCAAGGUCAUCGAUUACGAUCUGAUUGGUCCAAACGAGCUCAUCGGAUGCACAGCAAUAGGAUCCACGCUGAUAGGCAUCGGUCGCGACCACUGGCUGGAAAUGCUGGACAAUGCCCGGAAACCCGUCGCCCAGUGGUACCCGCUCAACAAGUGCCCACCCACCAACGUCAACGUCAAUAAGACCAAUGAGCAGCAGAACACCCCGUUGAAUUGCUUGAAUUCAAGAUGAAGGAACUAACAUCGCAAGAUAAAGAUUAUAAACAUCUUCACGUAACCGAAUAGCAUCCAACAAGGUUUAUGUUUAGAAGAAUCUGCUGGAUAUUCUCAAGAUGCCAAAGAUUUAGCGGUAGGUUAAUGUGAUUAGGGGUUAAUGGUUGUAUGUCCAUUUACUGUAGAGGAGAUAUUAAAAUGAAUAUUAAGUGAUAUCGCAUCGUAGUGGAUGUAUUUAUUAACAUUAGUAUUUGUUGGAGUAGUGACAAGAAUUAAACCUCUUAUAUUUCUGUUUACGACUGCCCUCUUAUAAACUUGCUUGCUACCAAAUCUAAUGAAGAAUUGUACCUUAUUAUUGAUUGUGAAAUAUGAUGUCUAAGCGAGGAAAACUAAUACCUGUAAACGUGUUUCUAGAUUCGGAUUAUUAAACUUUAAUAUAACACGACACAUGUAUACCUGUAUAAUUUAAAGUAGUAGUAGUAGUGAUUGUAUUCAAUGGAGAAUUAAGUAUUAGAUAAAAAAA
This is a messenger RNA of Pararge aegeria (speckled wood butterfly), 2004 nucleotides long. RefSeq names its product synaptotagmin-10-like. Gene Ontology annotation, cellular component: membrane. The transcript is spliced from 11 exons. Bases 1 to 1500 code for a protein of 499 amino acids. Lineage: Eukaryota; Metazoa; Arthropoda; Insecta; Lepidoptera; Nymphalidae. Gene Ontology annotation, biological process: calcium-ion regulated exocytosis; regulation of dopamine secretion; cellular response to calcium ion. Gene Ontology annotation, molecular function: SNARE binding; calcium-dependent phospholipid binding; phosphatidylserine binding. The record is from RefSeq and is a predicted model, not a curated record.